GACAUUCUAGAACCAUGGCCGAUCUUCAUGGAAACUCUGUCACACAAGCCACAACUGAUAACAAGACCGGACGAUCUCCCGCUUAUCAGGAAUAGUCUCACUAACUGUAACCUAGCAACAGAAACUGAACUGCUAGUCCGUCUUUGGUACUGUUUGUUAGGUCCAUCAUGGAGCAGUGUAGUUAUGCUUUUAGGUAUAGUGGUGAGAGGAUACUUUUUGAGUGUGAUGUUACUCUACCUGAUCGUGACAUAAUUGAUGUAUGUGGAGGAAUCCUGAAGGAGGGACAAGAAGUGAUGAAAGUUCCUGGCCAGCGGAACCAUAGCAUAGCAAACCUGAUUGCCCAGUUAUCACGACUAAAAAAAGAGCUGGCACCCUGUCCAGGGCUCUUCCCAAGUCCCGUCUCCUUCUUCACCACACCACUGCAGAUGCCCCUCCCUCAUUCAACCUCCCUCCAUGAUCGCUCCACCCCCCUUCCUAACAUAUCUCUUCCAUUAACUUACCCUAGACUUCCUGUUAUCAUCAGUACAUCUAGUCUAUCUCCGGCCUCGUGGCUCCAAACUGAAACACGGAACACAAAGGAAGCUGCUGAAAAAUAUGUUCAAGAUGUUCAAGAUGUUCAAGACAGUAAUUCAUUAAGCAACUCAACGAAGACCAAUAUCGAGGACAACCAAGUUGGAUUUCGAAGUUUGUGCCCUGGUUUGCGCUCGCGUUAUGGGUCCCUCUCCCCUAUAAAUACGACUGCGUCCUCCUCCACAGCAACCACUGUUCUCUCUGACCAGACACCGGUAUUUCUCACCACCCCAACUGCAACCACAACUCUAAAGACCUCUUCAGGAACCGCUGUGGCGCCUCAUGCGACGGCCCCUCUGGGAACCAUUGUGGCGCCUCUAGUGACGGCCCCUCUGGGGACCAUUACAACAACACCCCAACAAGGAGCCACUCCUCACAUUAACAAGAUGAUUGGUAGAACUCUGAUAAGUAGUAACUCGGUCUGGUCACCCUAUUUGAAAGAGAAGGAUACUGCGAAUAUUAAAAAAUCAUGGGAUGUUAGAAUGACAGAAGAAUAUCGUCCGAGAUCAGAAUCUCCUAGAUACAACUACAAUCUAAAAGACGAGAAAUCGUUUGAGUGCAAAUACUGCGACUACCAAGCUAAGCAGUACAAUCAGUUAGCUCGUCACUGGAAGACACACAGUGGAGAAAGACCCUACCAGUGCGGCAUGUGCGACUAUAGUGCGGCUCUUAAACACAAUCUGGUUCAACAUAUGUGGAGCAAGCAUACUGCCCGGAAGAAAUACCAGUGCUCAGAAUGCGACUACUCCGCGACAAGACGAGACUACCUAGCAGCACACCGGACCCAGCAUACCGGCUACAAGCCCUUCACUUGUCCACACUGCAGCUGGGAGACUGGACUGAAGAGCAAUAUGACACAGCACAUGAAACGGAAACACUCUGCUAAAUCUGAUGAUGUGUGAUUUUAGGUGCACUUUAUGUGUGUGCUCACGUGUUUGAUCACGCACCACGUAUUUGAUGGUUAUCACGUGCCACAAUGAUCAUAUUCAGUUAUAUCCAGCAUUGGUGGACCAAAAGUAGAACAUGUUAAAUAAUUUCAUUGGUAAAUAAUUAUUGAUUUAAAGUUAAUGUCAGCCUUUUGUGUUUACUUAUUUCGUGUUUAACAUUUGAAAUUGAUUUAAGGGUUAUUGUUUAAGACCUCUUGAUUAUAAUACAUCAUGACUUUAUGAAUGAUUUUUGUCGAUAUUCUCCGUUAAAUCGAUUAUAAUGUUAAGUUAGUAAGUUAAUGGAAAUCUUUAGUAUUACUGAGUGACUGAUUAAUCACAGAUUUUUUAGUUAGUUACAUUUUUUAUUUUGAUUACAUAUUUUAUUCUAUAUAGGUAUUAUAAUUAUAUCUUUGUUGGGUAAUCUUGUUUUAGACCUGUUGGAACUUCAGAAUUUUUAUUUUACUUUGUAUUUUAAUAGGUGAAUUUUUGAUAAGUUCAGCAAUAUGUGUUCAUUUAUUUUGACUUACGAAAUUUUAGAAACUCAUGGUAGUAAACUUAAUUGUGCG
Messenger RNA from Bolinopsis microptera, 2062 nucleotides. RefSeq names its product zinc finger E-box-binding homeobox 1-like. The record is from RefSeq and is a predicted model, not a curated record. Gene Ontology annotation, biological process: regulation of transcription by RNA polymerase II. NCBI's taxonomy places the organism in Eukaryota, Metazoa, Ctenophora, Tentaculata, Lobata, Bolinopsidae. The coding region runs from base 168 to 1472 and encodes 434 amino acids. The transcript is spliced from 7 exons. Gene Ontology annotation, molecular function: DNA-binding transcription factor activity, RNA polymerase II-specific; RNA polymerase II transcription regulatory region sequence-specific DNA binding.